CUUAUCAAAGUCCACUCGUGAUUGAAACCGGAAGUAAUGACAGGUGGCGCUACUGAAUGUUAAAAUGUCAACGUGUGUCCCUAAUGAAUAUUCGAGGAGAGGUUUGUACCUAAUGUGACGUUAGACCAUUUGACACCGGCGUCUGGUGAAAUUUUCAACUUGCCAAAACCUCGGAGUUGACAUCAUGUUUCAAAGUACAGCGACAAAUUUAUAAACCGCUGUAUAGUUCAUCAGUGGAGUAACUCAAAAUUUAGCGGAUAAACUGUUAACUUAAAAGAUUUCAACUCAUAUAGAUAUCUACUUUUGCAUUUGAAGAUUUUUCAGAAAGAUGGAGUAUAAAUUAAGAAAGUUAAGCAGUGUGACAUUGCUACUAGUUAUAGUUUUUGCCCUUGUACUGGAAGAAGUAGCAAGUCAAGAUGAUAAACCAGCGGUUGUUCCGGCAGGAUUCAAAUCACUGGGAUCGUCUGAAUCCAAGGAAAAGGUUGAUAAUGAAAGUUCUGAUGAAGGAUCUUUACUUAACACUAUAAGGAAAGCCAAAGGAAAUGUAGGAUUUAUUCAUGCAUUUGUGGCGUCACUGUCCGUGAUCAUUGUGUCAGAGCUUGGAGACAAGACUUUUUUUAUCGCAGCCAUUAUGGCCAUGAGACAUUCUAGAGUGACUGUCUUUGCUGGUGCCAUCGGAGCAUUAGGACUCAUGACAAUUCUAUCAGCUAUCCUUGGUUACGCUACAACUAUCAUUCCAAAAUAUGUUACCCACUAUGCAUCAUCCUUAUUAUUCGCUGUGUUUGGAAUCAAAAUGAUCAAAGAAGGUUAUGAAAUGUCUCCGGAUGAAGGACAACACGAAUAUGAAGAAGUACAAGCUGAUCUUAAAAAACGAGAUGAUGAGCGACUGAAACAGAGUUCUGGGAUACAGGACAUAGAAACAGGCAUUAUCCGGACCCCCGGACGAAAUCUUUGCUAUGGAUUAUUAGGAACAAUCUUUCUUCAAGCUUUCACAUUAACAUUUUUGGCCGAAUGGGGAGACCGGUCACAAAUUGCUACCAUCAUUUUAGGAGCAAGAGAGAAUGUAUUAGGCGUUAUCAUAGGAGGUAUUCUAGGCCAUGCACUGUGUACAGGUCUAGCCGUCUUAGGAGGCAGAAUCGUAGCUCAGAAAAUUUCAGUCCGUACUGUGACGUUGACUGGUGGUGUAGUAUUCAUUGUCUUUGCCUUGUCAGCUUUUGCCGUGGGACCAUACUGACGGAGGAGCAGGUUUUAUACUAGGACUGUGAAGCAAAUAGAGAUUUUUUUAUUUAUUUUUAUAUCGGUGCACUGUGUUUUGUUGGUGACAGAAAAAUGUGAUAAGAAAAUACUCUUGCUGUUGCUAAUGAUGUGAAAACAUAUUACAAAUACCUCGUACACCUUUUGGUUUUUGAUAAUUCCUUGCUACAAUAAAUUACUUUGCUUAAAUUAAAAGCCCAUUGAGACACUAUACCUGUACUGAGAUUGCUAAAUUCAAAGUCAUCAUGUGACCUGGUCCCAAUACAGAGAUGUUAGGAUUCAAAUCAUUUUGGGAACUGGUACCAAAACAGAUGUAUUAAAUUCAAAUCAUCUUGCGUCCCAGUACCAAUACAGAGAUAUAUACAUGUUGCUGAAAAAUAACAGCAUUUUGAAGGGAUAAUUCCAUCAGAUUUUUGGCAAAAGAUACAACAAAAAUAUCACAGCAGUUUUCUUGACGUUAUAUGGUUGACACCGGUAACUUUGACAACUAGAAUUGUGCCACAUGUACACAACAAUAUGUUUAAAUUUGUGCUUGUUUUUGUUUUUAGUAUUAAAAGUUAUAUUCACAUUUGUAUUGAAAUUUGAGGGUAAAAAUCUUUAUCAUCAGACAUGAUAGAUAUGUAAUGUUAGUAUAUGCCGUCUUCAAACCAUCAUAUCUGGAUAUCAGUAAUUGCAGUAUGACCUUUCCAUGUCUUAUUGCCAGUCAUGGGGCUUAUUGCCAUACAUUGGCUUAUUGUCAAACAUGGCCUUAUUGUCAGACAAGGGCUUAUUGUCAGACAUUGGCUUAUUGUCAGACAUGGCCUUAUUACCAGACAUGCAUGGGUCUUUGUUUGCAGACAUUGGCUUAUUGCCGGGUAAAUGUGCCAAUAUAAAAAAAAUACUGGUUUUGCAUAUGGUCAAGUUGGUAGUAAAUUAUCACAUGCUGGACUAAAAAGGACCUGGAUAUUGAUUUUAAUGAUGUUUCAGUUGUGAUAGGACAGCUGAUAUGUCAUGGUUAUUUGUGAAGUGCAUUAAUUGUUUAAAAUCACAAUAAUACUAUGAGAGUGUUGUUAAAACUAACUAGUAUUCUAUCAUUUAGGAAUAUUAUCGACAUUGAUGUCGUAUUACUGGUACAACCUUACCAGUCCCCAUCCCCUCCAGUUAAUCACUGUCAUACAAUCUCAUUAUACCUCAUGGUUAAUAUAUAUGGGUAAAUGCCAUUUCCAGAUUUGACGGCAUAUGUCCAGGCAGAUACUGUAAAUAACAAAGGGUCAGGUCAUAGAUACUCUCCUUCUUGUAAUAUUUGGUUCAAUGUAUUCAACAGAAAUAAAAACUAAUAGUGAUUGAUAGGGAUAGUGUUAGACCGAAUACCAUAUUUGACCUAAGAAGUACAUUUUGUGCUUAUAAAAACAAGAAAGGGGUGAAGUUGAUAGAACCAUUAUCAGGGAAAGGUUUCCAUGUGAGAUCUGGGUGGGAUUUUUUAUCUUUUUUUUACAAAUCUUUAUGAAGCGAAAACAAUCAUGAGUCUUUGGAUAUAAGACUGAAGAUUAUUUUAAUAGAUCAAUGAAGUAAGGAACUCUUUAUAUGUUUACAUUAGCGCACCCAACCUCUUUUCCUGAAAAAAAAGAUGAGAGUGUGCUUACAGAGGAAGGUUUGCUUAUUAGGUCAAAUACGGUAUAUCUUUUUCUUUCUUUUUUUUCUUUUUUUUUGACAGUAUAGAAAUUAAAAGUUUAUCUAUAUUGGCUGUCUAGGAGCUAAUCCUUUGUCUCAAAAGUAGCAUUAUUUGAGCUACUCAUGACAUUGUUUGAAAUGUGUGGUAGAUGGAAUGUAGUUUCCAUAAAGAAUUAAGCAAAUAUUUUUUUUGGCAUCAUUCAUACAGAACAUUGCAUUUGAAAAAUGCAUCUUGUGUAUAAUAUAAUAUUCACAACUAUUUGGAUUUGAGGUUGAGAAUUUAUUAAUUAAAUGUUGGUUUGUGCUUUAUUUAAUUCAAUGAUUCAGACAUUAUGUGAUUGACCAAUAGACAUUUAACUACGUGUUGGCUGUGUAAUUACAUGCAGCAACAAUUUUGUAUUUAAAUUUUGAUCACAUUUUUCAUAACUGAAGCUAUUACUGUGACGUAUACCUUUAAAUAUUCUCCACAUUUACAGAGUUUUCUAUGUACAGUACUGGAACCAUGAUGUUUGUUUAUUGUGUUGUUUGAAGUUAAUGACAAAAAUUUGAACAUCAAGCAAAAAAUCAUUUCAAACUAUCAUUUUCCAUUGAUUGUGACUACGAUAUGUAUUAUUUCAUAUACGCUAUAUAUAGUUUCAAAGAACACUGGCACAAAGAACAUGAGCUCACAUGUGUACGAUUCAAUAUUCACAUACAAGCCGAUUUGGGAAUAUUCUGCUAUCCUGAUCUAUGUUUUCAUAGUACAUGUCAAAAGGAUUCAUCAACUACAACAUGAAUUCUACAAGCUUCAGACACUUCACCAGGGCAUCCAAAUUUCAUGGUUAAUAUCCCUGAACAAGGUCCAUUUCAGUUUAAUGUGUUAUUCAAUCAGUAAGUAUUAGAGGAGAAGCAUUGGAGAACAUUUGUAAUACCGAGUAAGCAUGUUUCUCAAGUUGUAUGAUAAAUACCUGGUACAUGCUUGAGUUAUAUACAAUAUAUAUACUUAAAUUUAUUAAAACUUCUUCAUUUAACAAGUGAAAUUUAAUUAAAGAAACUUGUUCAAUGAAUAAAUGUAACUGAUCUCUCAGAUUUAUAUAUACCAGGGUUAUAUGUAUAUUUAAUUACUGGGUAUAUAACACAAUGUAUUUCUUGAAUAUGCAGAAGUCAUUUUCCUUACUGGUACUUCUCAGCCCAGCGUUUUGGUUUUAAACAGGAUUCGUUUUUCUAUAAAUGAACUGUAAACAAGGCAGUAUGUGUAGUAGAAAUAACUUCAUGCUUAAGAGAGUCAUCAAUUGAAUAACAAAAAAAAAACUGUAAAACAUCAAAUCAGUUUGAACAA
This is a messenger RNA of Pecten maximus, 4222 nucleotides long. RefSeq names its product transmembrane protein 165-like. Gene Ontology annotation, biological process: Golgi calcium ion homeostasis; manganese ion transmembrane transport; calcium ion transmembrane transport. Gene Ontology annotation, cellular component: Golgi apparatus. The transcript is spliced from 8 exons. Bases 329 to 1234 code for a protein of 301 amino acids. NCBI's taxonomy places the organism in Eukaryota, Metazoa, Mollusca, Bivalvia, Pectinida, Pectinidae. Gene Ontology annotation, molecular function: manganese ion transmembrane transporter activity; calcium ion transmembrane transporter activity. The record is from RefSeq and is a predicted model, not a curated record.